AUGAAGCUGCAGUGUGAUGUCGAGGUGGUGAACCGGAUGCUUCCCACGUUUGGGAUGAAAAGUCGGGGCAAAGGGACGAGAGCGAUGGUCUCCAUCGGGAAGCAUUUGGACAAGACGAGUCAGCGCAGCAACGUUUACAUGAUGAUCUGCACAUCCAAAGACCGAGCGGGCUCCAAGUACAAGCUCAAAGACAACAUCGAGAAAUUCUUCACCUGGUUUGUAGAAGAAGGCAAGGCCACCGUGAGAUUAAAGGAACCUGCCGUCGACGUCUGUCUGAGCAAGGCGGAUGCCAAUAGCUUAAAGAACUUCCUCUCGGCCGCUCGCUUGGCACACAGAGGAAGUGACACGAGCAGCCUCCCUCUCUCCACACUCACUCCUGUUCGCGCCAGAGACGUGGAGCAGCCCAAGAAGAAGCUCACCAUCGUUUCCAAGAAGGACUACCCGCUCACCUCCAGCUUCCCCUACUCUCUGGAGCAGCUGCAGGUCUCCUACUGCAAACUGUCAAGGGUGGACAUGCGGAUGCUGUCUCUUAAAGCUCUCCGCAAACUGGACCUCAGCAACAACCACAUCAAGAAACUCCCUGCCACCAUUGGUGACCUCAGCUGCCUCUCUGAACUCGUCCUCCACAACAACCACCUGGAAGCCUUCAGCGUGGCCCUCUGCCUGUCCACCCUGCAGCGGACCCUCCAGGUCCUGGACCUCAGCCAGAAUCGACUGCGGUCCCUCCCCGCUCAGUUCUGCCAGCUCAGAGAACUAGUGAACCUCAAACUGGACGACAAUGAGCUCGUCUGUUUGCCGUUCCACAUCGGCCGGCUCUCGAAGCUGAGGUUCCUGUCAGCGGCACAUAACCAGCUGGCUGCGUUGCCCAGUGACUUCCGCAAGCUGAGUCUGGAGAACCUGGACCUGUUUGGAAAUCCGUUCGUCCAACCGAACUCUCUGGACCACACGAUGAAACUUACAUUCCCCCUUCCACUUCAAGAGUUGGCUUCCAGAGCGGUGGCCAACCUCAGGAUACCGUACGGACCUCACCUCAUUCCUGCCCACUUGUGUCGGGACCUCGAAGUAGCCAAGACCUGCGACUGUGGCCGCGUCUGCAUCAAUUUCUACAUCAAGACAGCGGUCAGCAUGAACCUGCACCAAGUCUCUCACACGGUGGUGCUGGUGGACGACAUGGGCGGCACAGACGCACCGGUGCAGCAGCACUUCUGCUCACUCUCCUGCUACUCCCAAUAUUUAGACAACUCCCUCCAGAGAGGAAUCAGAUGAGGGAGAAGAAACUGCAGUUUGACAGGAAAUGCACCAGGAGCUGGAAGUUGCUGUAGAUUUUGCAACAGACUGCAACUGGUGAGAUAUUGUAAGAGGGCAUCUGAUGAGACAAGGACAAGAGGAGGAGUAAAGCUCAGUGAUUUAAAGUGCUUCAUACUGCCCUGUUUUACACUUACAUCCAACGUAUUAUGCACUUCUUUUUGUACCUGCUCCAUCUGUAACUGAGUGGACUUUAUGUAACUCAAACUGACAGUUUCACACAGACGUUUCUGCUCUUCCUGCCUCUUGAAGCAAACUGCAGGUUCCCCCACAGACCUACUUCUGCUCAGCGAGGGAAUAAAGAAAUUAGAUGAAUUAGAGUUUUCUCCUGAACACAGAGUGCCUCAGGGUCCACGAGUAAAGGGAGUUGGUUUUUACUGUGCUAAUGACCCACAACUUUUAUAUAUAUAUAUAUAAAUGUGGAGAAAUUCAAUAAAAUAGAAGUAUUCA
Molecule: messenger RNA, 1755 nt
Organism: Morone saxatilis (striped sea-bass)
Lineage: Eukaryota; Metazoa; Chordata; Actinopteri; Moronidae
Gene: lrr1
Product: leucine rich repeat protein 1
Exons: 5
Coding region: 1-1266 (421 amino acids)
Molecular function (GO): protein binding
Source: RefSeq, a predicted model, not a curated record